UCCACCAUAUUGCGUGUUGCACAUUCUCCCAUUCAAAACAACACGAGUGACACGUCUUGUAUUAUUCUAUAGUCUUUGAGCGAAUUCGCAUUUUCAUUCAGUACGUCUGCUAUUUUGUUUUGUGCAGGUGUCUUAUGUAGGAUAAUUUCACAAAGCUAUAAAGUCAGACCAUGCUGUUUUUUUCUGUGAAUCUUGAAAUUAUACAAUCUAAUUUAAAUCAAAAACAACUGCUCAUGCUCAAAAUGAAGUGGUGCCUGCCCUGUAUACCAAAUGCCUACACAUAUUUUUUGUUUAAGGCCAGUUUGACCUGUUAUAGAACAAAUAAACAAAAAAUAAAUAAAUGGAAGAAAAGAAAAAAAAAAAGAAAAAAAAAUUGGCAACCAGUAUCAAAUUUGCCCCCCAAAAAUUGGAGAAAAAAAAAUAAUAAAAAAUAUUAAAUAAAACAUUAUUUUAAAAAAGUCUUUUCGCAGUAAAAAAAAAACAAAUGCAGUUUUCAAAUAGCAGUGUUUUUUUUCUUGCAAAUUAAUGUGUAGUUUGUAUGGUUAAUAUUAAUGUAACUGUCAGCUCACUAAGGUUUUAAAAAAAAAACAUUUGGUUAUAUUUUUUUCCCCAUCUGGCCCUCAACCUAAAUGAGUUUGAUACCCAUAUAGAGUAAAUGCUGUGUCUGAAGGGUUUUGAGAAGGAGGGUUUCAUAGUGUCAUGUGUGCAGUUCUAUCUUCAAGACCACAACGAGCUGCUUUCUGUCUCAGUGUGCCAAUGUGUUUUUUUAAAGUGUGGAAUUGAUCAAGAUGUACAAAGGACUUCUAUUUUUGAUGGUCAUAUGCAGUGUGACCGGGUUCAACAAUCAAAUAUCUCCAGUGAAGCAUUUCACAAAGGACGAUCCACUCUUUGGGAAAACCGCUAUUCAAUCAAAAGAUGGAGUUUUUGUUCCUUCCCCAACAAAUGGAAAACUUUUCAGCUGCACUCUAGAGGAUGAAUGCGUCAAAGUAAAUUUUAACGAUGAAAAACCUAAAGGCCUGAGACCAGUAGCAUCUGUAGCUUCUAUCCUGAUAUCAGAAGACCAUCUUGUGAUGUGUAAUCAGGUUCGCAUAAAAGAGUCAGUAACUGAGAAUCUGAAUGGAAAUUGCCAACUGAUGAAUCCCAUUGGGAAAGGCAAACUGAAUCCUGCUAAAUUAGUUUUAAAUCAAAUGGAGAAAAAACCCACCAGCAGCAACAACAACAACAACAACAACAACAACAACAAUAAUAAUCGAGGUGGAAGGAUCGACCAAGGUAAAUGGAGGAUGAGAAGAGACACCCAGCCAGACAGUGAAACCAAAACAGCUGAGAAUGAUGACAAUGCUGGGACAGAGAUUGCUUUUGUGCUGGACGGCUCUGGUAGCAUUCAACAUGAUGACUUUCAGAGAGCCAAAGAUUUCAUCUACAAUGUCAUGCUCAGUGUUUGGAAAGCAUGUUUCAAUUGUAACUUUGCGAUAGUGCAAUACGGCAGUAGGAUCAGGACAGAGCUCUCACUUCUAGACAAUAAGGAUCGUGUCAGAACCUUGCAAAAGGUCAAGGAAAUACAGCAAAUUUACAGUCUCACAAAGACUGCCUCGGCCAUCCAUCAUGUCCUCACAAAUAUUUUCAUCCCUGAGAAUGGAUCAAAAAAAACCUCAAAAAAAAUAAUAAUUGUAUUGUCUGAUGGGAAGAUUUUGGGAGACCCAAUGCAUCUUACUGAUGUUUUGAACAUGCCACAAAUGAAAGACGUCAUUCGCUAUUCCAUUGGGGUUGGUGAAGGUAUUCUGUCUAAUCCUGAAGCAAUAAAAGAGAUGAAGGACAUAGCAGAUCCUGAUAAGUAUUUCAGUGUUUCCAGUUAUGGCGGAUUAGAUGACAUUCUGUGCUCACUGGAACAAAAUUUAAUUGGGAUGAUAGAUGCUGGGACAGAGAUUGCUUUUGUGCUGGACGGCUCUGGUAGCAUUCAACAUGAUGACUUUCAGAGAGCCAAAGAUUUCAUCUACAAUGUCAUGUUAAAUGUUUGGAAAGCAUGUUUCAAUUUUAACUUUGCGAUAGUGCAAUACGGCAGUAGGAUCAGGACAGAGCUCUCACUUCUAGACAAUAAGGAUCGUGUCAGAACCUUGCAAAAGGUCAAGGAAAUACAGCAAAUUUACAAUCUCACAAAGACUGCCUCGGCCAUCCAUCAUGUCCUCACAAAUAUUUUCAUCCCUGAGAAUGGAUCAAAAAAAAACUCAAAAAAAAUAAUAAUUGUAUUGUCUGAUGGGAAGAUUUUGGGAGACCCAAUGCAUCUUACUGAUGUUUUGAACAUGCCACAAAUGAAAGACAUCAUUCGCUAUUCCAUUGGGGUUGGUGAAGGUAUUCUGUCUAAUCCUGAAGCAAUAAAAGAGAUGAAGGACAUAGCAGAUCCUGAUAAAUUUUUCAAUGUUUCCAAUUAUGCUGGAUUAGAUGACAUUUUUUCAUCGCUGCAACAAAGUUUAAUUGGAAUUAAAGAUAUAGAUGUGUCUGGUCAGGCUAAAUGUGCUCAUAGCUGUGCGAAUGUGCCGGGAUUGUUCCGUUGUGUGUGUAAUCUGGGGAUAGAGCUGGACUCUGAUGAGAAUCACCGCUACCGGCCCUCUGAUUUCCAUGAUGUGGAAAACACGGAUGGAAUUGAGGGAUCCAAGCUUAAAAAUGAAAAUUUCUGUAUAAAACGGAAUGUCACAUAAUUCGGCAAAUUUUUCAUGGCUACUAAACAGUGAUGAAUAUUCAGUUGGGGUGAUGAUUGUCUAUUUUUUUUUUUUUUUGUUAAUCUAGCCACUGUACCAAUUAAAAACCUAGGAUAGUUUUGAUUUACUUCUGAGUUUCUGAGAUUUUAGAGCCUGUCUAUAGAUAUUAUGUGUUAGAGAAAUAUUAUUUCUUAUGUGUAUUGAAUUAAUGCCACUGCUUAUACAUGAUUAAUUUUGUCAAUCUCACAUGAGUUACAAAGAUUUCCUUAUAACUUUUAAUGUUAUUGCUGGGGAUUUUAAUAUCCACAUAGAUAAUGCUGAAACCAAUACUGCAGAAGAAUUCAUAACUCUUCUAAAGACUUUUGGUGUAUGCAAAAUUAUUCGUAUUCAAAUGUAUUCAAUUUAUUCUUUUGAUUGUCUUUUAAUUAUUCCUUUUUAUGAAUCUUAUUACAAUUUUUUUUACAGUCAUUUUUACAGUCGCUAUAGGACACUAUUUCAAAACUCUUCAGUGAGCACAACAUCAGUCUAUGCAGGCUAAACUAUAAUUUUGUACUGUAUAAACAUGGACCAUGUAACAUACUGUAUACUGCAAUGAAUUAUAAACAGCAGAGAGUGUCGUUCUUGUUUUGUAAAGAAACUUUACAAAAGAAAACGUAUAAUUCUGCCUGUUGUUAGUGUUUUUUAGGUCAUUGUUUUAUGAGUGACAAAGUGUGUUUGUUGGGUGACAACAUAUCCUAGUGUUAUGAAAGAAUGAGUUGAUUUGAGACAUGUAUGAAGUGUUUUGGUAGUUUUAGUACAUUUUGAAUGUGAAAUUGACUGUUGUGCCAAGUGAAAAAUUGACCUAAGUAUUGAGAAAUGUGUCCUAUAGCGAUUGUAAAAAAAACUAAUCUUUUCUUUAUGAAUUAUAGUCAUUGAUAGCUAUCUAUUCAUUUAAACAUCAUUAAUUGCUAUAUUCCUUAUAUUUUGCAUUAAUGUUCUUUUACAUGUUUUUGAUUUCUUUAAUGAUUUAUAUAUUUUCUACUGUAUGUUCUGAUGUUCGAUUUAUUUUCAAAUGUAAGAUCUUUGGUGUCUCUUCUGUGCUGGAAGAUAGAGUGGGUGUAUUUUCCAUCAGAAUUGAUUACUGUUUCCAUCUCUGCAGACAUGAGAUAAAGAUCUGAGAUACUCUCUUAAAGGUG
Molecule: messenger RNA, 3871 nt
Organism: Ctenopharyngodon idella (grass carp)
Lineage: Eukaryota; Metazoa; Chordata; Actinopteri; Cypriniformes; Xenocyprididae
Gene: itgae.1
Product: integrin, alpha E, tandem duplicate 1
Exons: 17
Coding region: 789-2696 (635 amino acids)
Source: RefSeq, a predicted model, not a curated record